This is a messenger RNA of Salvia splendens (bonfire salvia), 432 nucleotides long. RefSeq lists its product as uncharacterized. The record is from RefSeq and is a predicted model, not a curated record. Lineage: Eukaryota; Viridiplantae; Streptophyta; Magnoliopsida; Lamiales; Lamiaceae. The transcript has a single exon. Gene Ontology annotation, molecular function: RNA-DNA hybrid ribonuclease activity; nucleic acid binding. The coding region runs from base 1 to 432 and encodes 143 amino acids.
AUGCGUUCUCUCAUGGUCCUUUGGCAUCCCCCUGACGCCCCUAUGGUGAAGCUUAACACUGAUGAAGCCUUCUCUACAUCGACAAUGGAGGCGAGAGAGGGAGGAUUGGUUCGUGGUUGUAAUGGAGGUCUUUUGCGGGCCUUUUGUUCUCCGGUUGCUGCAUCUUCGAGCUUUGAGGCAGAGCUUAUGGCUCUUAUUCGAGGUUUUGAGAUGGCUAUGGAGUUUUCUACACGUAUUUGGAUAGAGCUGGACUCAGCGGCUCUGGUUACCUUACUGUCAUCUGGACAGCUUGGUUCUGCGGAUCUUAGACUUCAUAUGGCUUUGAUUCGGAGUAUGACUUCUCAGCGGCAGGUUCGAUUCUCACACAUCUACAGAGAAGGAAACCGUGCUGCAGAUUUUCUUGCGGGUAGGGGAUCCAGACCCCUGCCAUGA